AAUAAGCUAACCGCGCGCGCGCGCAGAAUCUCUCUCGAAAGUCGUACCAAUCUCUGUUCAUGGUCCAUCCAAUCGAUCUUCCCCAUUUGUCCCUUUCUCGAAAAAAUCAGAGAAAACAAAAUAGAGCUGAUGGCGAAGGAUUCGGGUUGCUCCAACUUCGAUCUUCCCCAGGCGGUGUUGGAAGUGCUGCCGUUCGAUCCUUUCGAGCAGCUAGAUGUGGCCCGCAAAAUCACCUCCAUUGCCCUCUCCACCCGCGUCUCCGAUCUCGAAUCCCAGUCCUCCGCCCUCCGCUGCAAACUCGCCGACAAGGACCAGCUCAUCUCCGACGUCCGGGCCCAGAUUGAGUAUCUCGACGCCUCCCUAUCCGAUACCGCCGAUCAACUAGCCCUUGCCAACGAGGAAAAGGAGAGCUUGCUAAAACAGAACGCUUCGCUGUCCAACACCGUGGAGAAGCUUAAUCGAGAUGUCUCCAAGUUGGAGGUCUUCAGGAAGGCACUCAUGCAAUCUCUUCAAGAGGAUGAUGAAAAUUAUGUGAGUAAUGCAGGGGUUCCUGAGGUUCUUGCCAGGAUACAAAGCCAUCCAAGUUUAUCUUCUGCGUCACAGAUAGGAGGUCCUUUACUUUUUGUUUUUGUUCGUGAUAUCCUACCUAGCUGGAUUAUAGACAAUGAUGCUACAUUUCCAUAUUCUGGAUACUCUUCAUUCCAGAGUCAGAUGCCUGAACUAGGAAAUUCAUUUGCAGAGAAUCAUGAGGCUGAUGUAAGACCUCGCAUCUCACAUGGCCUCCUAUUAGCAUCCCAAGCUGGCACACCUCGUCUCACUCCUCCAGGUUCCCCCCAUAGCCUAUCUGCAUCGGUGUCUCCAGCAAGAACAUCUAAACCUGUGUCUCCAAGGCUGUAUUCUACGUCUUCUUUGGCUCACUCAAGCCAUCAUGGCUCGAUAUCAAGCUCUGACACAGGCUCGCAAAGUGGAAGAACACGGGUUGAUGGGAAAGAAUUCUUUCGCCAAGUCAGGACCCGAUUGUCUUAUGAGCAGUUCGGUGCCUUUCUAGCAAAUGUUAAGGAAUUGAAUGCCGGCAAGCAAACAAAAGAAGAGACUCUACUCAAGGCUGAUAAGAUUUUUGGCCCAGACAACAAGGACCUUUAUACGAUAUUUGAGGGAUUGGUCACUCGCAAUGUCCACUGAAAUUGCAUAGCUGGAACUGUGAUUACAGUUUGUAAGCAAUGUUGUUUAUUUCUACAGUUGAGCAGUUCACCCUGUAUGCAACAAUACAAAGUGCAGCGAAACGAUUCUUUGAACUCCUGUUCAGUUGGAUGUCGGGUCUCGAAUUUGCAUGUUUAUUGACGAAAUAUGUCCUAGGCUAGGAUAUUGUCCUUUU
Molecule: messenger RNA, 1375 nt
Organism: Carya illinoinensis
Lineage: Eukaryota; Viridiplantae; Streptophyta; Magnoliopsida; Fagales; Juglandaceae
Exons: 9
Coding region: 130-1182 (350 amino acids)
Source: RefSeq, a predicted model, not a curated record